Morone saxatilis (striped sea-bass) is the source of this 990-nucleotide messenger RNA. It is a transcript of the gene ncaldb, whose product is annotated as neurocalcin delta b. The transcript has 4 exons. The record is from RefSeq and is a predicted model, not a curated record. Gene Ontology annotation, cellular component: cytosol. Gene Ontology annotation, molecular function: tubulin binding; actin binding; calcium ion binding. Gene Ontology annotation, biological process: calcium-mediated signaling. Lineage: Eukaryota; Metazoa; Chordata; Actinopteri; Moronidae. Bases 279 to 857 code for a protein of 192 amino acids.
UGCAGGGCUAAGCAGAGUCUGUGCAGCGGCUCUCGGGAAACAGCUUGGUAGAGUUUGGACUGAGAGCAGCCGGCAAAAAACUAACUCCUGCUCCUGCGAGGCUUCCUGCAACCUGUUGCUCCCCACGUCGUCUGCCUCUGAAACUUUGCACCGUUCGCCCCGGUAAUGGACUAUUAGAGAGACUUUUAACAGCCCCCACUUCCACAGCAACUUUAAAGCGAGCAGUCUAAAUCGCCGCUGCCCUCACAUCACUCACAGCCUCAACAGAAGCAGCGACCAUGGGCAAACAGAACAGCAAGCUCCGUCCCGACGUCAUGCAGGACCUGAUGGAGAACACGGACUUCACCGAGCACGAGAUCACCGAGUGGUACAAGGGCUUCUUGCGGGACUGCCCCAGCGGCGCUCUCUCCAUGGAGGAGUUCAAGAAGAUCUAUGCCAACUUCUUCCCUUACGGAGACGCCUCCAAGUUCGCCGAGCACGUCUUCCGCACGUUUGACGCCAACGGAGAUGGGACCAUAGACUUCAGGGAGUUCAUCAUCGCCCUGAGUGUGACCUCACGUGGCCGACUGGACCAGAAGCUGAAGUGGGCGUUCAGUAUGUACGACCUGGACGGGAAUGGAUACAUUAGCAAGGCAGAGAUGCUGGAGAUUGUAACGGCUAUUUACAAGAUGGUUUCCUCUGUGAUGAAGAUGCCUGAGGAUGAGUCCACGCCUGAGAAACGCACAGACAAGAUCUUCAGGCAGAUGGACUCAAAUCGAGAUGGUAAACUGUCCCUUGAGGAGUUUGUUGAGGGAGCGAAGAACGAUCCCUCCAUUGUCCGGCUGCUUCAGUGCGAUCCCAGCAGCGCUGGGCAGUAGAAUUCUGGACUUUUCCCAUCUCAUUUUGAUUAAUUUAACACAUUUUCAGAAAUCUCUCCCAGCUGACCCACCUGAGAUUGAUCACUUGACCUAUAGAGACACAUGCGCACACACGCACACAUACAUACAAACA